CUGGCUGAAAUUUUAACCCCUUGCUACAUGUAAAUUCUAAUUUGUGUCCUUGCAACUAAUGUCCCAAGUACCUGUGGCUGUCUGUGCAAGAGUACGUCCUUUGUCAGCAAGUGAAGUCAGUGAUGGUUCCUCUAAUUGUGUCACAUGCACAUCACGUGAUCAGCUCAAACUGACCAAUGGGAAGGCUUUUAGAUUUGACCGCGUCUUCCCACCAACUUUAAACCAAGUUGAUGUAUAUUCCGAGUGUGUUCGUCCAUUAGUUUUGAAAUGUCUCCAAGGUAUCAACUGUACGGUAUUUGCUUACGGUCAGACAGGGUCCGGUAAAACCUAUACACUGGGCAGUGAGGGACAGUCCCUUUGUGAAGGAGGAGGAGCUACUGAUGGGAUCAUACCACGUACACUACAUGACCUGUUUGGUUACCUCAAAGGGGGUGUGGUCACUGAUGGGGGCAUGGCUGAUAAGAGAGAGGCGUGUCAGUUGAGUGUAUCGUAUGUUGAAGUGUAUAAAGAGGAUAUUAGAGAUUUACUCUCCGACAAUGAAUGCGAUAUUAAUAUCAGAGAAGAUGAAUCUGGAAGAACCGUUUUAUCGGGAGUGGUUGAGGAGGAGAUCAGUUCAGUUGAUGAGGCACUCAAUCUAUUGGAGACGGGGAAUGCUGUACGAGUUACCAUGGCAACAGAGAUGAAUGUUCACUCUAGUAGAUCACACGUAGCCUUCAUACUGACAAUAAUUCAAGAUAAGAGGAUUACAUUACCAGUACUCACUGAUGAAGAGAAAGGAGGAGGAGGGAGGACUGACUCUGCAGCUGCUGCUGUUGUUAAUGAGGAGGCUGCACUUUUCAAUAGAAUAAUUUCAAAGUUUACUUUUGUUGAUCUGGCAGGAUCAGAGAGAGCUAAUAGGACACAUAACACUGGAGAACGAUUUAAAGAGUCAGUACACAUUAAUGGUGGACUGUUGGCACUAGGUAAUGUCAUUAAUGCUUUAACUGAACACAACAGGAAAUCAUCUCACAUACCAUACAGAGAUUCUAAAAUCACUCGUCUAUUAAAAGAUUCUUUAGGAGGUCACGCCCACACAUUAAUGAUCACGUGUCUCUCUCCGUGUGAAAAAGAUUUGCCGGAAACACUCAACACACUGAAAUAUGCCAAAAGAGCUCGUAAUAUUAAGAACCAUCCAAUAGUUAAUGUAGAUCCUCAAGCAGCGGCAGUAAUUGCAAUGAGAGAUGAAAUUGAGAACCUCAGAACUAGAUUGCAACAUGCUGACUCAGCAAUAUUUAAAGACGAUGCUAUCACUCCAGUUGAAGGAGAAGCUAUUGACUCACUGAAGAGAGAAAUUGAGAAAUAUAAAUCUGAUUUGUUGGCUAGUGAAGAGAUAUUUGCUGUAAAGGAGAGAGAGUUGACUGACCUAAGGAAUGAGUGUGAAAGGUUGAAUGUUAAGAAUAACCAGCUGGAAAUGAUAAUAAGAGAAACGGAGAGAAAGGAGGAGCAACUUACCAAUAAAGUGCUUUUAUUAGAAAAACAAUUACAUGAAAUUCAAACAGACAGAGACACCACCAGUACAGCUGCUGGGAGUAAGGACCAUCAGUCACAAGACCCUGGCUCACAUGAUGUGGACUGGAUCAAUAGAACAUAUGCAGCUGUUAAUGGCAGAAUCAACAUGUCCUUUUUAAAAAGUGAUGUUUCUAACGAGUCAUGUGACAGGAUGUUACAUCAUAUGAUGUCAUUAUUAAGUGAUGAUGUCAUUGAUCAGUCAUGUGAUAAUCAUGUGACUGAUUCAUUAGUUCAAGCAAAUGAAAGUGUAAUUGCAUCUCAAAGGAGAUUGCAAUCAAUGGAGAAAUGGUUUGUGCAGGAGCAGCAGAAAAUUAGAUCACUUAAUUUAAAAAUAAAAUUAAAGGAGGAGUUAAUUACAGAACUCAUUAAGAAUAAUAAAUCAAUUAAAUCACUUAACGAUGCUUAUCAGAGAAAGAUCAGCUCGUUAGAAACAGAGGCGUGUCAUGUUAAAAAGAAAAUUAAAAAAAUUAGUACUGCUGGUAGUGACAGUAGAUUAGACCCAGGUGCUGUAGGACAUUCAAUCAAUGAAGAUCAAGAGCAGCUGUCCAAAGGAACUGAUGAUUUGAAACAAGAACUUGAAAUAAAGUUGAAACAAACAGAGACGAAACUAGCGACAUUACAAAAGAGAAGACAAGAAACUCUUCGUUUGCUACAGACAGGAGAGAAGAGCGAGAGAAAGAUAGCGGAAUUGGAAGGAGAACUUGAACGACUGAGAAACAAGCAAGCACACUUGAAGAAGAAAGUGAGAGAGGAAGGAGAGAGAAAGAGAGAGUUGGAAAAAGAAAUGGAGAAAUAUCAGAAAGAAGUGUCUAAGCUGACUCAACUAACAGUUCAACAAGGAAAUGUGCUUAAAAUCAAAACUGAAGAAGUUGCCAUGGCUCAGAGAAAAUUACGUGAAAUCAAAAGGCCAAAAACAGAAACAAGUGGAGUUGAAUCAAAAAGUGUACACAUGUAUAAUAAAUGGUUGGAGGAUGAAGUCCAAAAAAUAUCAGAAAAGAAGGAACAGCUGGAUAGACUUCAAAAGGAUCUUAAAGAAAGGGAAUCAUUAGUGAGACAGCAUGAGCUGAUGUUGAAGGAAAGAACCGUCUUACAAGAGAAGAGGAGACAGGCAGAACUACGUUCCUCUCAGAGUCUCCUUCACCUCUCGGACCAGCUGGAGUCUUUGUCUUGUCAGAUUAAAGGAAAACAAAAUUUUAAAGAUUCUCUUGAUGAAUGUUCUGUCUCAGAAGGUGAAGGUCUUCAAAAUGAAAUAGGAAGUCUAACUGAUAAGCAUCAUUGCAUAUUGGAAAAGAAGAGACUCCUUGAAGAUCAAUUAUCCAAGGGUAGAGUAUUGAAUCAGGAAGAGGAAAUGAGGAUAGUAGAGUUACAAGAGCAAAUUGAAGUCCUGGAGACAAGCCUCCAAUUAAAGAUGUCGUCACUUCAAUCAAGAAUUACAUCAUCAUCCUCAGACCAGCAGCAGAACCUAUUAUCAUACCAUUCUGAUGAAGAUCACUUAAAGUGUAAAGUUAAUGGAUUAUCACAGAGUGAAGCCCAGUCUCUCCUGAUCCAGUCUGUAUUGAGAAUAUCAUCACUAGAAGAAGCAUUGAAGGAGAAGGAGAGAGAGGGAGAGACAUUAUGCUCAUUGCUUCAUGAGGAGAGAGGAAAUGUUGAGAAGCUCAAACAAUCACUCACUCAAUUGCAAAUGGACAAACAAAGAAGAAUGACCAAGUCACAGAAGGAGCAUGUGAAACAAGUCAAUACUCUGAUAUGUCACAUGACUGAGAGCGUCCAGUCAGUAGAACCAGUGGCUGCAGCAGCUAUUGAUGAGGAGGAAGAUGAGGUAACUCGUUUGAAGAAAAAGAUCAAAGGAUUAGAGAAAGACUUGUACUUUUACAAGAAGACAAGCAGAGACUUGAAACAGAAAUUAAAACUAAAAUAAACAGUGAAUUAUUACUGCAGAAUUUCACUUGGUAGUUUCAUUACUAAAAUAACUUUAUUUUAUUCACAGUA
Molecule: messenger RNA, 3537 nt
Organism: Amphimedon queenslandica
Lineage: Eukaryota; Metazoa; Porifera; Demospongiae; Haplosclerida; Niphatidae
Product: kinesin-like protein KIF7
Exons: 22
Coding region: 59-3466 (1135 amino acids)
Biological process (GO): mitotic spindle organization; microtubule-based movement; spindle elongation
Cellular component (GO): microtubule associated complex
Molecular function (GO): ATP binding; microtubule motor activity; microtubule binding
Source: RefSeq, a predicted model, not a curated record